AUGAGUACAUUAGUGGUAUGCUUCAGCCUCUAUCAAAUAAGUAAAACAACAGCGAAAGCCAAAUAUAUUGAAAUGACAUUAUAUAUAUCUUGCAUGUUAACGCAAAUCUUCUUCUAUUGCUGGUAUGGAAACGAACUAAAGAUAAAGAGUCAUCAAAUGAUUGAUAAAAUUUUCGAAAUGGAAUGGCUGGAAUUGGAUGAAAAUAAAAAAAAAUCUCUAAUGAUAAUAAUGAAGCGGGCAAUUGUGCCUAUUCAGAUUACCUGUGCUUAUAUUAUUCCCAUGAAUCUUAGUUCUUUCGUGGGUAUACUUAAGACAUCGUACUCCACGUACAACUUACUUGAAAAAAUGCGGACGUAA
This is a messenger RNA of Wasmannia auropunctata (little fire ant), 357 nucleotides long. Its product is annotated as odorant receptor 49b-like. Gene Ontology annotation, cellular component: plasma membrane. The transcript has 3 exons. Lineage: Eukaryota; Metazoa; Arthropoda; Insecta; Hymenoptera; Formicidae. Gene Ontology annotation, biological process: detection of chemical stimulus involved in sensory perception of smell; sensory perception of smell. Gene Ontology annotation, molecular function: olfactory receptor activity; odorant binding. The record is from RefSeq and is a predicted model, not a curated record. The coding region runs from base 1 to 357 and encodes 118 amino acids.